GCGCUUGCGGCCUGUUCUAUUUGUGUUCGCCUUCGUCACUCGGUUCGCCUUCAGUCAGUCGAAAAGCUCAACCGGCCGCCCAGCGCGUCUUUACCGUCGCACUAAAAUUCAAGUAGCUCGCGCUGCGGGCGGCCAGUGCGAGCCAUGGCUGCGCAACCACCGCGCCCGCCCCCCAACAACUUACUCUUCAGCGGACCCCCACCGUCCUUACCUCGAGUACUUUUAGUGCCAAGUGACGCCUCGAAGGAUUAUGCUAAAACUGAUACUGCAAUUGAUGUAGUUCAUAACCAAAGCAACGAUGCAGACAACUUGGGUGAAAUAAACAACGUGGGUGUGCCUACUUAUGAUGAACUGUUUAGUGAUCAAGUAGAAAAAUACGUAUACGAAGAAGAACCUUUAAAGGAUCAACACUGUCACGAUUUUGAUUAUUUCCGUCGGGCGCGCAGUUUUGAUAUUUCUGAUAUGUAUGUGAUAAGUCACGAAAACGUCGACGAUCAUGCUUUUAGACAUCGGCGGUCCGAACCGGAUUUGUCAAAAUACGGUUUAUUUGUCGAAGCUGAAAUUUCGGUGCAACCUUUACAACCACCACCUCUUGUUUUAAACAAUCCUUUUUAUGAUGGUUCCUAUGCGUUAACAUCUAGUGACUUAAAUGAAAAUAUAGUUAUGUUACCAGAAAACUAUUUAGCAUUCGAAGACUCUUUUGUACCGUCUUGGGAUUACAAACCAGAAUAUAUUUUAAAUCAGGAAGUAAAUCCGCCAUUAUAUUACGAUGGACUUCCACUGAUACCGCCUAACGAUCCGUGGUCUUCAUACGGGAACUCAAACACUGCAUUCGAAUAUUACACACCUCAGUUCGAAAUACCGACUGAAGAUGGUGUACAGUACAUGCGAUUAAGUGAUUAUGCUAUACCUCAGUACAUGAGUCUUCCGAUGAUUGAGCAAGCGCCAAUAAGUUCCUCUAAUACGAAUAAUAAAGAGUCAGAAAUAGUAAACAAACAUAAUGGUAGUACAGAUAAUUUGAAAAAUGUAAUCAAUGAAAGUAAUAAAAUACAAACAAAGGCAAAUCCAUCUGUUUCUUCUGUUGCAACAAAUAUUCCAUUAAAGGAAGAGGAUAAAAUGUGUGCUAUAGAAUCAACCGUUAACCGAGAAUCAUCUAGAAGUGAAGAAUCUUUUAAUGCGGAUAUCUCUAUUGAUGCAACGUCUAGUUUGGCAUUUAUGCCUAGUAGUAAAAGUUCACAAAGACCUUGUGGGACAGAAGAUACCAGUGACGACACUUCUCCAUGUUCAACUGAUUAUCAUGAAGCUUCAGCGCUUGAUUUAGCUCAAAGCUUAGAUGAAUUAUCUUGUUGUGGUAGUACUGACUUCUCUCAAAGUAGAGAUGAACCAUCUCCAGUAAAUGAAGAUCAACCGAAUGAAAUCAAACAAAAUGCUUGCAAUGGCCCACGUAUGUCAGAACCAAAUAAACCACUGACAAAUGUACCUCUCAGUCAGUUACCUUCCAUUCCAUUUCACAAACAAGAACCGACGGAACCUUAUGUUCCAAUCAAUUCAGAGAAAAAUAGUAAUAUAAAUAAAAUAAAUUCUUCAACGAACACUGAAACUGUGGCGAGUGGUGGACAUGUUCCUAGUAAUAGUGUAAAGUUAACCCAGAGUGCAUCUAAUAACAAUAAUAAUAAAGUUCUAAAGCCACUUACGCCAGUCAAAUUUGUGAAUAAUGUAGAGACAUUAUUUACCAAGGGAAUCAAACAACAUCCUCAUCCUCCUGCCGUACCACCUGCUUGGCUGACGAAAACGCCUCCCGAUAAUCAAGAGAAAGCGACAAAACAAGAAGUACCUGAGAUCCUUAUUCACAACACUGAAGGAGAGAUGAAUAGCUAUGUCAAAAGUUCGACUUCAUCUACAAAUCAUUCUGUUACUGUAAAUAAACCACCUUUGGAACCUCAACCAUCGUGUUCUUAUGCGCCGCCUGUGCCUCCUCAACCUUCGCAACUUAAGCCUGAUAAGCAACCAAAAGAAGUAGAGAGCUCCCGGGCACGCUCCUCCGUCAAGGACGACAAGGACGGACAUCUGGUGUACUGGCCCGGAUAUGUCAUGGGAGCGAGAUACAAAAUCAUCGAGACGCUUGGUGAAGGCACCUUCGGCAAGGUGGUCGAGGUGAAGGACUUGGAAAUGGAGCACAGAAUGGCUCUGAAGAUUAUUAAAAAUGUUGAGAAGUACAGAGAGGCUGCAAAACUCGAAAUAAAUGUUUUAGAAAAGUUAGCUGACCUUGAUCCUGACUGUAAAAAUUUAUGUGUAAAAAUGUUAGACUGGUUCGAGUACCACGGACACAUGUGUAUAGCAUUCGAAAUGCUUGGACAAAGUGUGUUUGACUUCCUGAAAGACAACAACUAUCAGCCAUAUCCACUGGAGCAAGUCCGACACAUCGCCUACCAGCUCAUCUACAGUGUAUUGUUUUUACACGAGAACAAAUUAACGCACACUGACCUCAAACCCGAGAACAUUCUUUUCGUUGAUAGUGACUACGAGGUUGUCAGUGUUUACAACAGUUCCAAAAAGAAACAUGACCUCAGGCGAGUGAAGCGAAGUGACGUGCGACUCAUCGACUUCGGCAGCGCCACGUUCGACCACGAGCACCACAGCACUAUCGUGUCCACCAGGCACUACAGAGCGCCCGAGGUCAUAUUAGAGCUGGGCUGGUCGCAGCCGUGCGACGUGUGGUCGAUCGGCUGCAUCAUGUUCGAGCUGCACCUCGGCAUCACGCUGUUCCAGACGCACGACAACCGCGAGCACCUCGCCAUGAUGGAGCGCAUCCUCGGGCCCGUGCCCUACAGAAUGGCAAGGAAAACAAGAACGAAAUACUUCUACCACGGUAAAUUAGACUGGGAUGACAAAUCGUCAGCUGGCCGAUAUGUCAGAGAAAACUGUAAACCACUUCUGAGGUACCUGCAAAGCAACAGUGAGGAACAUAGGCAGUUGUUCGAACUAAUCGCUCGCAUGCUGGAAUACGAGCCCUCACAACGGAUCACGCUGAGAGAAGCUCUCAAGCACCCCUUCUUUAGCAAGCUACCACCUCACCAACGACUUGGAUACCAGUUAACAAGGCCGUCGUUUCUUAGGCAGUGACCGAGCGCGCUGCAAUGGUGAGAGCUCGGGGUCGCGCGAGCGAUCUCACUCGCUCAGUAGGUGAGAAGCGCCGCACCGGCUAAAGC
Molecule: messenger RNA, 3209 nt
Organism: Melitaea cinxia (Glanville fritillary)
Lineage: Eukaryota; Metazoa; Arthropoda; Insecta; Lepidoptera; Nymphalidae
Gene: Doa
Product: dual specificity protein kinase lkh1
Exons: 12
Coding region: 145-3123 (992 amino acids)
Biological process (GO): protein phosphorylation
Cellular component (GO): nucleus
Molecular function (GO): protein kinase activity; ATP binding
Source: RefSeq, a predicted model, not a curated record